AUGAUGCUGGAAACAAAGCAAGAAGCUGAUAUUACUGUACUUUCCAGUGAAGAAGAACUAUAUUUGGACCCAAAGAAAGAGGCUAGAGUGGUACGCAAGUUGGAUAGAAAUGUUCUCCCAAUAUUGGGAUUGAUCUACUUCCUCUGCGCGCUUGACCGGUCCAACAUUGGAAACUCCGUUUCCGCUGGAUUGCAAGAGAGUAUUGGGUUAACGAAUUCAGAGUAUUCCAAUGUAGUUUCGUUGCUUUACGUGACGUACAUCUUAUCUGAGAUGCCCGGUACAUUGUUGUUGAAAAAAUUGAAGCCUCACAGGUACUUAGGAUUCUGUGGGUUAUGUUGGAGUUUGGUAACAAUCGGAACAACUUUUGUCGGUAAUUAUGGACAUCUUUUGGCUUGUAGGAUGUUAUUGGGGUUAUUUGAAGGUAGUUACUUCCCAUGUAUUAUGCUCUAUGUUUCUAUCUUUUAUAAAAAGGAGGAACAGGGGUUGAGAAUGGCCAUCUUGUUGCUGUGUGCUGGUCUUGCAGGUGCAUUCGGUGGGUUGAUCAGUUAUGCUUUGGUUCAAGUCCAGACAACAAAUCCCUGGUUACAGGGAUAUAGAUUAAUUUACUUGGUUGAAGGACUUAUCACGAUAUGUGCCAUUCCAUUGAUAUUCUUUUGGUUACCAGACGAUGAAAAUAGUGGGAAAUUCUUCAACGAUAGCGAUAGAGAAGUAAUGGCCAUCCGUUCCAAGCAAAGAUCAAACUAUAUGGGAGAAGAAGGAUUUCUGUGGGUUGAAAUUAAGAAGGCAUAUUUGGAUCCAAAGACAUAUUUCAGUAUGAUUAUUCAAUUUUGUCAAGAUUUAAUUUUGUAUUCAUUCUCUACGUUCUUACCUAAUAUCUUGAAAUCCGGCUUGGGCUAUAACACCAAUGAAGCGCAGUAUAUGACCAUCCCUGUGUAUAUUGUAAGUGUUAUUGCAGUCAUUUCAAUCUCAUAUUUGAGCGAUAGAACUAGCCUUAGAGGGCCCUUUAUUGCUGGUGCCAACGCUUUGGGGAUUAUUGGAUACAUUAUAUUGUUGGCAAGCGGAAACAACAAGGCUAAGUACUUUGCUUGUUACUUAAUAGCAUUCCCAUUGUACAUAUGUCCAGGUUUGAAUUUAUCGUGGACAGCAAACAACUCGUACCCUCAUUACAGAAGGGCAACGUCGAUGGGAUCGAAUCAAACCCUUGGUAACCUUUCUGGAGUCAUUGCUGGUCAAGUCUAUAGGAAUUCACCAUACGUUUUGGGCCAUUCCUUUGGGUUAGGGUGCUUGUGUGUUUCAAUUAUUGCAGUUGCCUUAAAUACUCUUUGGUUGAGAUAUUUAAAUAACGAAAAGGAGAGAAUUUUGAACGGUGAAAAGGUAGAUAACAAGUCCGAAAGAACAGGUGACCACGAACUUGACUUCAGGUAUUGCUAUUAG
Molecule: messenger RNA, 1434 nt
Organism: Dujonia railenensis
Lineage: Eukaryota; Fungi; Ascomycota; Pichiomycetes; Serinales; Debaryomycetaceae
Source: the annotation of a GenBank genome assembly